Molecule: messenger RNA, 1159 nt
Organism: Vigna radiata var. radiata (mung bean)
Lineage: Eukaryota; Viridiplantae; Streptophyta; Magnoliopsida; Fabales; Fabaceae
Product: agamous-like MADS-box protein AGL1
Exons: 9
Coding region: 190-924 (244 amino acids)
Biological process (GO): positive regulation of transcription by RNA polymerase II
Cellular component (GO): nucleus
Molecular function (GO): DNA-binding transcription factor activity, RNA polymerase II-specific; protein dimerization activity; RNA polymerase II cis-regulatory region sequence-specific DNA binding
Source: RefSeq, a predicted model, not a curated record
CAUGCUUUAAUUCUCAAACACGAGAAGUUAAAUUUUAGUGUGAGUUGGGUAAUUGUUGGAGGGUCUAUUUUCAGUCCAUAAAUACCUGUCUGCUACGCCAACUCACUUCCAUAUUUUGCAUCCUUUGUACCUGAGUUCAAGGUUUACACCAAAGAACUACAUAUAGUGCAGAUUCCUAAGCUUCAAACCAUGGAGCUUCCAAAUCAAGCUCAAGAAGGCUCUUCUCAAAAGAAGAUGGGAAGAGGGAAGAUUGAAAUCAAACGGAUCGAGAACACCACAAAUAGGCAAGUCACCUUCUGCAAACGCCGCAACGGUUUGCUGAAGAAAGCUUAUGAAUUGUCAGUUCUGUGUGAUGCUGAAGUUGCCCUUGUUGUCUUCUCAAGCCGUGGCCGUUUGUAUGAGUAUGCCAACAACAGUGUUAGGGCAACUAUUGAAAGGUACAAAAAGGCAAGUGCUGCUUCCACAAACGCAGAAUCUGUAUCUGAAGUUAAUACGCAGUUUUACCAGCAAGAAUCAUCCAAAUUGAGAAGACAAAUUCGGGAUAUUCAGAACCUAAACAGGCACAUCCUUGGGGAAGCUCUCGGUUCUCUGAGUCUUAAGGAACUGAAGAACCUCGAGGGUAGAUUGGAGAAAGGAUUAAGUAGGGUUAGGUCUAGAAAGCAUGAAACAUUGUUUGCUGAUGUCGAGUUCAUGCAAAAGCGGGAAAUUGAGCUGCAAAACCAUAACAAUUAUCUGCGAGCUAAGAUAGCUGAACAUGAGAGAGCUCAACAACAGCAACAACAGCAGCAAACAAAUAUGACGCAAGGAACACUGUGUGAGUCACUUCCUUCACAAUCUUAUGACAGGAACUUUUUCCCUGUAAAUCUCAUAGGUUCUGAUCAGCAAUAUUCACGUCAAGACCAAACUGCUCUUCAACUUGUCUGAAGACAUGGUUGAAAAUUAAAGCUACAGUGGAAGUUGUGGCACAGUGUUUAUGGGUUAAUUAUGAUAAUCUUGCUAACUACUGUAAUAGUUAGUUGUAGUGUUUAUAUAGUGGAGAUCCAAUAAUGCCAUGCACUGUGUUUCCAGAACCAUAUUAUAUAUAGUGCCUUUAGAAUAUACUUCUAAAGGUUAUCAAACUGUGAACUAAAAAUGAACCAUCAUUUUGGACCAUUAUUUC